GGCCAGCACGAGACCAGAGCGCAGCCUUGCACUCUCGCGUCCCCGCCACGCACCCACGCCGUCCACCGGGCCGUCCCCCCUCGCCACGAUGCUCAGCCGGCCGACUGGGGCAACCGCCUCGUUCGCAGCGCGAGCGACGCGCCUGUCGCCGUUCGUGCACGCGCGCUUCGCUCCGAGCAUCCGCACCGACGCCCUUGCGCGCGGUCCCGCCCUCGUCGCGUACCACCACGCCCAGCUCCGCCUCCUCACCACCUCGCGCCCCUUCCUCGCCGCGCAACCCUCGACCCCGCCGCCCUCGGCCGCCGCCGAGAAGGCCGUCGCCGAUGCGUCCAAGGAGGUCGCCGUCCAGGACGACAAGAAGGCGGCCGUCGCCAAGAAGGAGUCGUCCAAGGACAAGGGCACCCGCAUGCAGCGCGUGUGGGCCGUCAUCAAGAAGGAGGCGCUCCACUACUGGCACGGCACCAAGCUGCUGGGCAAGGAGGUCCGCAUCUCGGCCCGCCUCUUGAGUCGCCUCGUCGCCGGCAAGAAGCUCACCCGCCGCGAGCACCGCCAGCUCAAGCGCACGACCCAGGACCUCCUUCGCCUCAUCCCGUUCUCCGUCUUCGUCAUCAUCCCGUUCAUGGAGCUCCUCCUUCCUGUCGCGCUCAAGCUCUUCCCCAACAUGCUCCCGUCCACCUUCGCCGACAAGUUCAAGGAGGAGGAGAAGAAGCGCAAGCUGCUCAAGGUCCGCCUCGAGAUGGCCAAGUUCCUCCAGGAGACGAUCCGCGAGGGCGGGCUCAACAACCGCGACAAGAUCAAGCAGUCCGAGGAGUUCAAGGAGUUCUUCCGCAAGGUCCGCUCUACUGGCGAGAACCCGUCGACCGAGGAGGUCGUCCGCGUCGCUCGCCUGUUCGAGGACGACUUGACCCUUGAGAACCUGUCGCGCCCUCAACUCGUCUCGAUGUGCCGGUACAUGAACAUCAACGCUUUCGGCACCGACAUCUUCCUGCGCUUCACGAUCCGCAACCGCAUGCAGAAGCUCAAGGACGACGACAAGGUCAUCGCGUCCGAGGGCCUCGACGCGCUCAGCACGGCCGAGCUCCAGGCGGCGUGCCAGUCGCGCGGCAUCCGCACGCUCAAGGUCAGCGACGAGCACCUGCGCUCCGAGCUCCAGCAGUGGCUCGACCUGCACCUCCACUACGGCCUGUCGGGCACGCUCCUCAUCCUGAGCAAGGCGUUCGCGUUCAACCGUGCGUACGGCGUCACGCCCGAGGGCGAGGCCGGCGGCGACGAGGUCCUCAAGAGCCUCAAGGACACGCUCGCGUCGCUCCCGGACAACCUCGUCAACGAGGCCGAGCUCGAGGUGUCGUCUGACUCGGCGUCGUACAAGCAGCGCCUCGAGGUGCUCCAGCAGCAGGAGGAGCUCAUCGAGGACGAGGAGGAGCAGGAGGCCAAGGAGGCCGAGGCGCGUCGCGUCAAGAAGGAGGCCGAGGAGGAGGCCAAGCGCGAGGAGGCCGAGAAGAAGCGCGAGGCCGAGGAGCAGGAGAAGGCGGCCAAGGAGGCCGACCAGGUCCAGGAGAUGCUCCCCGAGAGCGAGGUCAAGGAGGCGACCAAGGAGCAGCCUGCCGAGCCCGCCGCGCCGGCGCCCGAGGACGUCCGCAUGACGUCCGAGCAGGUCCAGGAGCUCGGCUCUGCGCUCGAGAUCCUGUCGGCCAAGUCGGCUGUCGUCAAGGAGCGCACCGAGCUGCGUCGCCUCAUCGCCGAGAACGACAAGGCCGAGCACGAGGAGGGCGGCAAGCCCAACCCGUUGAACAAGCGCCUCAAGUCGAUCCUGACCAAGAUCGACAAGCAGCUCGAGGAGUACGACGCGAGCGUCGGCUCGCGCCUCAACAUGUUCUCGGCCAACUCGGAGGGCAUGAUCGCGGCCAAGGACCUUCGGAGCGCGCUCGAGGUCAUCAACCACCGCCCGUCCGAGGACGAGAUCAAGGUCCUCCUCACCAAGCUCGACCCGGACGGCGACGGCUUCAUCCCGCUCGACGACAUCCUCCAGCUCGCCGAGGGCGAGGGCCUCGGCAUCCUCAUCGAGGACGCCGCCGUCGCGCUCAAGGAGGACGCGCAGGCGAUCCGGGCCGACGUGUCGUCGCCGCCGCCGCCGUCGUCGUCGUCGUCCGCCACUGCGCAGGGCGCCAAGUCGGACGGCGAGGUCAAGAAGGACGAGGAAAAGGUCGAGAAGAAGCUCAAGCGCGAGGACGUCGUGCGCGAGUGAGCCUCGCCAGAUUGCUGUGGCUGUGUAGACGUGCGCUCCCCCUUUGCUCUCCUCGCAUCUGUAACUAUGUCUCCCUCGCCGGC
This is a messenger RNA of Rhodotorula graminis WP1, 2328 nucleotides long. RefSeq lists its product as uncharacterized. Lineage: Eukaryota; Fungi; Basidiomycota; Microbotryomycetes; Sporidiobolales; Sporidiobolaceae. The record is from RefSeq and is a predicted model, not a curated record. Gene Ontology annotation, cellular component: mitochondrial inner membrane. Gene Ontology annotation, biological process: intracellular monoatomic cation homeostasis. Gene Ontology annotation, molecular function: ribosome binding; calcium ion binding. Bases 89 to 2245 code for a protein of 718 amino acids. The transcript has 6 exons.